Molecule: messenger RNA, 5202 nt
Organism: Rodentolepis nana
Lineage: Eukaryota; Metazoa; Platyhelminthes; Cestoda; Cyclophyllidea; Hymenolepididae
Source: the annotation of a GenBank genome assembly
AUGUCAAGAAAAUGCAUUUUUGAUGGGAUAUGCGAAGAUUCCACUGUGGAAGAGAGCACACUGGAAGAAGUACGUGAUUCUGCUGGGUCAAGCCAUCGUGCUGAAUCAAUAUUCACCCGCCCAAGUGCAGAAAUCGAAACCUCGGUGGAAUUAGAUGCUACUAAUAGAGAAUUACCGGAAAAUAGUGGAAAUCAACACACUAAAAGGAAGAAUCGUAAAUCUAGAAAAAACACAGGACGCCUUCGCUGUCGACGUAAUUUGGUUAACUCAUUUGAUAUCACAAAUAAUGAAACUCUUGAGCUCAGUGUAGCCCCAGCUAUUGAUGUCAAUGAUGAUCAGGAUGUUAAUUCUGCGGUAAAAGCUGAUUCCCAAACAAAGGCGAAGAAAAUCGUUCCUCGACAUCGUCGCCAACUUGUUAAUACUUCAGAACAGUCCACAGCAGCGAAUACCACAUUUGAGUUGAGCUUAGCCUCUUUUGUUGGUAACAAGAGUGUCGUUUCGGAGUCACUUGACGCUGGGGUUAAUGAAGUGGGUAAACGAAGGGUUCUUCGGUCUGGAAGGAAAUUGGAAGAGCCAACUGAAGGAGUGAAUCAGUCCCAAUUUGAGUUCAGCGUCGGACAGAAGCCGAAUGAAGCACCGCCUAAUGCUGCUAAGAAAGGAGAAAAGAUUAAACCAAAAGCUCAUCGUGCACGCAAGGCACUAGUUGUUUCAAAUAUGGAUGAAAAUGAGGAAACAUUUGACCUAAGCGUUGCCUCUGCAAUAAUGAAAUCAAAAUCAAGCGAUGAAUCAGUCUCCGUUGCCCCUGACCCAAAUAUUAAAAAGAGGCCUCUUCGAUCACGUCGGGCGCUGGUUGAAUCAUUUGGAUCAGGAAAUAACGUCACAUUUGAAUUGAGCGUCGCAAAUCCAAUUGAGAAAAAGCCAACUAUAGCAAAUUCAUUGAGAGCUAAUAUUGCCUUUAUUUCGAAUUUAGAUUCCCAAGAGCAUGCCGAAGAGUCUACUGCAUUGGAAAACAGGCCGUUUAUUCAAGAAACAAGAACAUCAAAAGUAGGCGAUUUGGAAUCUUCUGCUCAUCUUCGUAGGUCAACGAUAUCGAUUUCUGAUACGAUACAAGCCGCUGAAUCUGUCGAGCAAUCGUCUAUUCAUCCCACAAAGCCUCCCAGGCGUAAAGUGACUUUGCGUGGACGUCGUGGUUAUCAAAAGAGCAUCGGAGAUUCCGUGAUGCAUGUCGAUUUCGCUGGUGCUGCCGCAAAAUCCCAACAGCGUCGGCAACCGUUGUCUUCGGGUGGGAGAUCUAGUAAGAAUACUCGAAGAGGAGAAAUUUCAACAGAUCCUAAGGACACCAGUAAUGAUGAUGCACAAGAUCGUACCUCAGUUCUUCAUAACACUGUUUCUGAGAUUCAAAAUCAAGAAGAUACCCUAGAGGCGUUUGAAAAAUCUCACAAUGAAGAUUCUACGCAUGAUAUUUCGAAAAGCAUCCCAAGUGCUUCUUCCGCCGCCCGCCUUAAUGUUCCAUCAGCAACUCAUAGUAUUCAGAUGGAGGAUCAAAGUAGCAAAGACGAUGUCACGAUCCCUCUUUCUAUAAUGGAAUCGGCAGUUUCGCUUGAAGAGACCUUGAUCCAAAGCCCGAAAGUACCAAACCGAAAGAUUAUUCUUCGUGGUCGCCGUGGAACACAAAAUGUUGGAGAUUCUGUGAUUCAAGUUGACUUCGCAGGAGUAUCGGCUAAAACAAGUCAACCACGACAGUCAUCUUCAAUUCCUGUUCAACCGGUUACCGUAAAUGAACAGGUAGCACUUUCUACCAACGCUGCUGAUGGAACUGUGCCACUUAACGAUGAUUCUAUGUCAACAACCAUGAAUAACUUCAAAGAUGCUCCUGGCAUUAGCCAGGACAUUGAUCCAUUGAAAUCUUGCGUCGUUGAAACAGAUGAUCAAGUUAGGGAAGAUGACACUACAAUUCCCUUUUCUUUGAUGGAAAAGACGAUUUCUCUUGAAGAAACCGUGACUAAGAUCUCAGAAGCACCUAAGCGAAAGAUUAGACUUCGUGGUCGCCGUGCUGGAACUAGUGUUGGAGAUUCUCUGAUUCGGGUUGACUUCACGGGAGCAUCCGCUCAAGCCAAUCAGCUGCAGGGUACAGAUGGUGCUAUUGCUACUAAAGUGGAACGAGUAGAAAUUUCUGCGGAGGCCUUAGAUGCAGUCACCCCAGUGCAAGUUGACACAGAAAGUUGUCAUGACCAAGAAAUGGAAGAAGUUUCAAUGACAGCCAAUAAAUCUGAAACUGCUGUUCUUAUUGGCCAAAGCUCCGCACGAAGAACAACAAGGUCUGUGUCAAGUACAUCUGUUCGGACUAGCACUGACGUCAUUUCAGCAACGAAGACUGAGGUUACCCACGUCGGGUCGGCCAACUUAGCGAUGGAUAAUGCUUCCAUAAUGGAGGCGGUUUCGAUGAAUUUAACUAAACCGGAUGAAUCUGUUUCAAUGUUGCAAUCUACAAUGAGUCCUAGUCAGACCAGGGAAUCAGUCUCAUCUAAGGCUUCCAAAGGGAAGGUGGAAGUGUGUGGACGUCGAGCAACUAACGCGGUUUCAAGCUCAAUGAUGGAAAUCGAUUUUGCCGAGGAAUCGAAACCGUCUUAUAGCACUGGGGGAGUUCCACUAGAAAAAGAUGAAACGAUGAACAUGAGUUCUGGGCAAUUUGAAGUCAUUCAAGAUACAGAGGGUUCUUCAGCCAGUCGUGUAAAUAGAACAGACUCGUCAGUGCAAAAUGCUAGUGUAUCCAUGGCAGUUUCAAAUACUUUAGUAAGGAGUAAUGAAAGAGCAGAUGAAGGCCAUUUGGAGGAAGUAAAAAUUGUAGAGGAAGAUCAACCUGUUGAAUCGACGGAUAAGGUACUAAAUAUCAGCCAACCUGCUCCACAAGUUAAUCUCUGUACUAAUGUUCUUUAUUUUCCAUAUCUGGCAGCUCAAUCUGUUUCUUUGUAUUGUGACGCCUCUACUGCAGAGCCUGCUAAUCCUUCAGCUGAACCAGAAAUUGCAAAUGCUUUGAUAUUUCGUUUUCUAGAAUCCCUUAUCGUGACGUCCCAUCAGCAGCCGGCCAAGAGUAGGGCUCUUCGUUCGCGUCGGACUCUCGUUGACUUGAGAAAUGCUACAGCAAACGAAACCACAUUUGAAAUUAGCGUCGCGUCGGCUGCUGGACAGAAAUCAAGCAUAGAUGAUCGUGGCACUGUUAAGACGUCUAUGCCUGGUCGUGAAUCCUUACCACAAGAAGCGACUAUAGAUAAAUCUAUUAUUUCUGCAACUUCAAAUGAUCUUCAAAAUUCGCACAUAUCCAGAGAGUUGACCUUGCAAACAGAAUACAAUGAAAUCGUGGAAGUAAUUGUGGAUUCAACUCAAGAUCUCCAAAGUCAUUCUCGACUGCCUGUUCCAAUGGGAAAAAGUGGAGAAGACUCGCCAGUAGCAAUGGAAAUUGAAGAUUCUCUCAGUGUGACUAGACAAUCAAGAACUAAAAGUCGUAAGAGGGCAUCUCGUUCUCCCACCACCCCAAUGAGUUCCAACAGUAAUGCUGUUGAAGAACCCGCUUCCUCUUUGAGAAAAAGAGCAAGAUCGAAAAGAAUGAGCAAUUCUCUAUCAGGUGGGGCGAGUGGAGACUUCCUGGUGCCAUUGUCUGUGUCUCCACGUCGUGUCUGGCCUUCGCCUUUACGUCGAUCAGGCUCUAUCGGGUAUACUUGUCCGUCAAUUUCUUGUGUGCACCUUGGAGAAACCAAGUCAAAGAAUUCUUGCAGUAAGUCCUGUCAGCCUCACAGUCAAAUUUCGCGACGUACUACUGCUCGUACUGGUGAUACAACGUCAUCUACAACUUCAUGUGGCACACAACGAAAAAUGAUAACCCAAGAGGAGAUUCGUGAGAUGGAAAUGAGACUUAUGGACAUUUCUGCAAAUGAUGUAAGUGUCGAUCAGGAGCUUAUUCCGACUAAGACUGGCUCUGUGAAUCCAGCACCUUCAAUUCAUGUACCUGAAGACCUCACGCUCUGUGAAGAAAAUGUCAAUGUUACUGUGCUGCAAGACAUGCUAAUGGGGCCACAGGUGUCUGAAGAACGGUCUCCUUGUAAGACUCCUACUAGUAAAUCAACCGGUCGGAGUAAGAGUCGUCGAAGCGUUCAGUUUGCGCCUUUGGCUGAGGUGUUCGAGGAGCAUUCAGAGGAUAAAUGGCGUCGUGUAUCAUUAGGUAUUAAUGACGCAUCUCCAAGUCUGCCCCACUCGCCACAUCCUUCAAGCAAUGAACGGAACUGUCCUCCAAUGGCUCUUGAUGAUUUGUCUCCGAUUCCGUUCCGUUCAUCUGGUCUCAAUUUAAACGAUACCUUCAUAGAUAAAUCUUUGGAAAUGGUUGGGUCUCCCGAAUUUCCUCAAAAAACGAGACUAGAGUUGACACAGCUCGAAGUCAACGAACCAGCCAAGUCGAGAGGUGCCCACCCCUCUCUUACUCCACUAGCCCUUGAAACCAUAAUGUCUUGGAAAGAUGGAAGCCUUUGGCUCUCAACUGAUCCUGACGACUUAGUGGCCGCUACCGAAAAAACUUUCGGGGAGAAUUUGGUUACCGGAGGUCAGACACUCACACCCGAACAAUUUAGAGCUACACUUACCCUCCUUGUGGGAAAUGGUUCGGAGUUUGACGUCAAUCGUACCUCGUGCGAAAGGACUUGUGCAAUUGACCCCUCAAUGGUGAAUCAGUCGCAAUGGUUGCCCCCUCCAGAAGAAGGGAUGGAAUACGACAUGGAUGCACUCAGCAAGGCUUUGCACUAUAUGCUCCUGGGAUGGACUGAACCCUCCGAUCCUAUCUUCAUUCCUCUGCCCAAAGUAGCAUACCAACGCCGUUGCACAGAAGAAACCGGUAAAGGUGUGCGUCGAGGAACCCGAAUCCGUGUUCAUACACCUAUCGAUUCGUGGGAUAGGGUGUACAGGGAGGUGCGGGUUAAUCCUGUCACAGGUAGGAAAGAAGAGUUACCUCUUGGGUACUUGAGGUACCCCAAACCGGAGGAAUUCCGCAGAAGGCAGAAACUGCUGAAAGCCCGUAGAUGCGGGUCUUCAGAUAGUCCAUCCAAGCUUCUUGCCAAAAAGAGGGCGCGAGAGGCUAGGCUAAAGAAGCUUGCUGCUAAGCGGAGACGUGAGGAAGGCAAGAGUAUGUGCAUUGUUUCGCGUUGUUCAUCUGAUUGA